Molecule: messenger RNA, 636 nt
Organism: Pieris macdunnoughi
Lineage: Eukaryota; Metazoa; Arthropoda; Insecta; Lepidoptera; Pieridae
Source: the annotation of a GenBank genome assembly
AUGGAGUCCGCCGUGGACUCAGCGUCGACCGCGAGUGAGGUUAGCGGUUCAUCCGGGGGUUCGCCGAGGGUUAAGGCUGCUUCUCCAGCGCGCGCCAUCAGCCCGCCACAACUGCUGCAGCACAGAAUGCAGCUCCCGCCGCCCGGUUUGGGCCUGUUGGGCUCGUUGCAAAUGAUGCACCAUUCGCCUCUCGAGCUGAUGGCGGCGGCCCAUCACCACGGCCCGCCACGGUACGGCAGCCCUCCGCCUAUUUCCACGUCCGACCCGUCAGCUAACGAAUGCAAGCUGGUCGACUACCGCGGUCAGAAGGUCGCCGCGUUCAUAAUUCAGGGCGAUACCAUGUUGUGCUUGCCGCAGGCGUUCGAACUGUUCUUGAAACACUUGGUGGGCGGGCUACAUACGGUGUACACGAAACUUAAGAGACUGGACAUAGUGCCGCUGGUGUGCAAUGUAGAGCAGGUGCGGAUCUUGCGUGGCCUCGGUGCCAUCCAGCCCGGCGUCAACCGCUGCAAGCUGCUCUCCUGCAAGGAUUUCGACGUCCUCUACCGCGACUGCACCACAGCAAGGUACGUUUCUCUUAAUAUAGCUCCUUUAAAUUUCUACACAUUCCUAAUUGAAGUAGUUUUAUUUUGUUAA